Symbiodinium sp. CCMP2456 is the source of this 1737-nucleotide messenger RNA. The record is from the annotation of a GenBank genome assembly. NCBI's taxonomy places the organism in Eukaryota, Dinophyceae, Suessiales, Symbiodiniaceae.
AUGCUCGCCAAGGGGGGUCCCAAUGCCGACUUCGCCUCUGUGCUCGACAGCGCUGUGGUGCAAUCAGAGGCUACGAAGGACGAAGACGGCAAGAACGCGAAUCCAGAAAAAGAUCUGUGCAUGAAAGAUGUAGACGGCGUGAAGCCAGAGAUGGUUGGGGCAGAGGAGGCACCCAACAACGGUGCCCUUGCGAGCGGGGAGCAGGUGAAUAUCUAUGAGUUCCGCAACAUCGGCUUCCUGCUCCAGUAUUUUGCCGUUGGUAUCAUCUACGGCGGCUUGCCAGCCACAAUCUAUGGCUUCUUCCUGGGCUUUCUCAAUGUUCCGGGCUAUGUCUAUGCCACUGCGGCGACCGUCACCACCAUGCCAUGGAGCUUCAAGCUCUUCUUCGGCUUCUUAAACGACUGCUUCCCGAUCUUGGGGUACCGAAGGAAGCCGUACAUGGUCAUUGGUUGGACCCUCUGCUUCCUGACACUGCUGGUCCUUGGCACAAAGCCACUUCCCAAGCCGUACUUCUGUAUGGCACCAGAUGGCAAUUUCGACAAGGAUCAGACCUGCAAUGAAGAGGCGCGAUGGGCCGGCGGUGAAUUCGCCUGCCUUAUGUGCCUCGCAGCCCUCGGCUACGUUGUUGCAGAUGUGGCUGCCGAUGGCCUCAUGGUGGAGUUCGCGCAGCGAGAGCCGCAGGAGAAGCGUGGCACCACCCAGACGACCAUCUACUUGGUUCGAACGAUGGGGUCCAUCGUGGCCACGGCCGUCGUCGGUGUCGGAAUGAACGGCAAGGAGUACAACGGCACCUUUGACUUCACUUUGCGCUUCAACCAGGUCAUGCUGAUCUUUGCCAUCCCGGCAGGGCUCAUGAUCCCAGUGUCGUGGUUCCUGGUCAAGGACACUCCCGUCCAGGAGGGCCAGCGCCGGUCCCUGCGGCAGUACCUGCGCCAGGCCUGGGCAUUGAUGACGCACAAGGCAGUCUUUAUGGUGGUGAUGUGGAACUUCUGGGAAGCGGUGAUCGGCCGCAUUAACACCACAGCCUCGGGAUUGGUAAAGAGUGAAUGGGCCGGCGUCAAGAAUUUCCAGAAUCAGCUCUUUGGCUUCGUGUCGCUGAUGGUGUUCUCCUAUGGCCUCCACAUCGUGAAGAAGCGCUUUCUUCACUGCAGCUGGCGCAAGAUGCUUCUGGGCACGGGCAUCUUCUUGAAUGUAAUGGAUGGAACCUUGGCAUUGCUGACCACCUACGACAUUGUACGAAACCAAUACUUCUACCUGGGCGAGCAGAUCCUGGAUGAUAUACCAGCAGCGGCGAACUUCGUCAUCGGCACUUUCAUCGUCGUCGAGCUGGCGGACCAGGGCGUGGAGGGCCUCACCUAUGGGCUCUUGACUACAGUGGCGAACCUGGGGAAUCCCUUCUCCAGAGCCAUUGGCAACCAGAUUUUUGGCCUCUUCCGCCCGAAUCUCUCGGACUCGGCGAACUACCGGUCGGACACGCCGGAGUUUCGGAAUACGGUGGCCCUCUCGUUCCUGUUGAGCUACGGCUUCUCUUUCGCAUCCUUCUCCCUGCUUCUUCUCAUCCCGGACCAGAAAGAGGAAGCUCAGAGAAGGAAAAAAGCAUGGGGGAGCAGAUCGACGUACGGUGUCAUCACUAUCGUGCUCCUUGCGUUUGCGAUGAGCUACGCGUUAACGAUCAACUUCAUGACAAUGAUCCCAGCCACUGCCUGCUUGGAGGUGGUGGGUGGAAGUGGCUGCUAA